UUUACCUUAAGCUAAGCUUUAAUCAACUGUCAACACGCUUAAACUUAUUGGUUUUCGUUUAUGAUCAAGUGAGGACCAUCUUCCGGCCGAAGACAUCAAUUCAAAUUUUUCGCGCGUUCCGAUGAAAGCCCGUCAGCGAAAUGAUGUCUUUUAGACCAGCACUAGCUGCAAUGUUGAGCCACCAUCGUACUGGACUGGUAAAGGGCUACACCAGGGUACAAAAAUGUAGCUUUUAUGUGCAUUUUCAACGUUCUAGAGCCAAUGCCAAGAAUCUAGACUCGCAGAAUCUCAAACUCAUCACAACCACGUGGGUACAACGUCUAAAGGAAGAGAGUGUACCCGAAGCGGAACUAUCGGUGAAUAUCAUCCUAUAUCAUGUUCUUGGCAGAGACAGAGUGAGGAAUGGUGAUGUGAAAGAAAAUGAGCAGAAUUUGACAAGGGAAGAAGCAAGACAAAUCAAUGAAAUGUGCCUUCAGAAACUUCAAAGAGUUCCUGUACAGUACAUUAUUGGUGAAUGGGAUUUCAGGCAUUUAACCUUGAAAAUGAUGCCGCCUGUCUUCAUUCCAAGACCAGAGACUGAGGGACUGAUAGAUCUAGUUGCUAGUCACCAUGGCCUUGCUGAUGAAGGUGACAAGUUUAAUUUCUUGGAAGUAGGAUGUGGAAGUGGAGCCAUUUGUUUGUCAAUACUGUCAGAAUAUCCUCAGACAACAUGUGUAGCUAUUGACAAGAACAAAGAAGCUGUUAGUCUCACAAGAGAAAAUGUAAACAGUUGCAAUGUAAGAGACAGGAUAACACUUCAUCAUGCUGACGUUCGAUCUGUGCUGCCAUUACUUGGCUCCACAAAGUUUGAUGCCGUCAUUAGUAAUCCUCCAUACAUUCCUGAACAAGAUGUGACUCUCUUGGAGCCUGAAAUUUUCAGGUAGAUCCGAGUGUGUUGUAGCGAUAUCUUCGUUUUGUCCCCUAUUGUAUUAGGAUAGUGUGCAGACCAGGUAUCCCACUGUAAAUGAACAAGUUCAAAAAUUCUACGUCUGUACUGAGCCUCUGAGAACCAUCACAAAACAGGGCUAAAUGAAUGAAUUUAGUAAGCGG
Molecule: messenger RNA, 1089 nt
Organism: Orbicella faveolata
Lineage: Eukaryota; Metazoa; Cnidaria; Anthozoa; Scleractinia; Merulinidae
Product: MTRF1L release factor glutamine methyltransferase-like
Biological process (GO): protein methylation
Cellular component (GO): mitochondrion
Molecular function (GO): protein methyltransferase activity; nucleic acid binding
Source: RefSeq, a predicted model, not a curated record